CCGCAAACCGCGGUCUGGCGUGAUGUGGCGUGAUGUCAGUGGCAGUGCUGUAGCAUUUAACUGUUUUCCGUUAAUCAAAAGCCCAGUAGUUGCAACAUAACGGCAGUGCCUGCUAACAAUGCAGCCUAAGCAGCUCGUCUUAAUAAAUAGGCCUACAGUGUGAACAAAACCCAUAUUCCUCUGAAAUUAAAAUGAAUCUCUUGACGUGUUUCGUGUUUUGCUCGGCCGGGUCGUACGCCCUGUGCAGACUGAGUCCGGUGGCUCAGUUCUACAUCAAGUACACCAUGUUCAUGAUAUGGCACCUCGUUCUUGGAUUACUGGUCACCAUUGCCAGCUUGAUGACUUUCAGCUUUGGCGAUACAGCCAACAUGUGGUGGUGGAACUUCUUUGCCUAUUACCUCAGCACCGAACUCUUAUUCGGUGUUAAAAUCCAGAUGUUGAAUACACUGGACCGACUUGGAGUGAACGAACCCUGUGUUUUUGUCAUCAAUCACCAAACAUCGCUGGAUCAGCUGCCCUUUCUGAAGUGUUGGGCACCCGGUCGCGUUUCUAUCCUUGCCAAGAAAUCCCUCAAGUACACCCUGACAUACGGGCUGGGUUGCCUGGCCACCGGCGUCAUCUUUGUGGACCGGAAAAAUACAUCUCAGGCCAGGGAAACGAGCGAGCGCUGUGUCAAAUUUCUCAAGGAUGAGAGGGGUAAAUUAUGGAUCUAUCCGGAGGGCACGCGGUCCAAGGAAGCCGAUACAGACAUGCUUCCUUUCAAGAAAGGGGCUUUCCAUAUCGCUGUUCAGGCCCAGGUUCCCAUCGUACCCAUUGUGGUUUCCAGAUAUAAAAGCAUGUACAGCUCCAAAGACAAGAAGUUUGACCGAGUGGAUAUGAAAGUGGAUGUACUGCCAAGUGUUCCCACCAAAGGCCUGACCGCGGACGAUGUACCAGACCUGACCGAGAACGUGAGGGACUCGAUGCUGAAAAGAUUCUAUGAAAUAUCACCGCCCGCAAUCAGGCAACGCUAAAAAUAACUUUCGCUUAUUUUUUUUUACGAUGGUGCACAAUGCAGAAUAACUCUUGCUUUAGUGACAUCAGGUAACCAGCUAAAUGUUCAUGUAUUUGUAUGCUGCUCACAGCUGGUGAUCAGCUGAUUUUUAGUUUAG
Messenger RNA from Patiria miniata (bat star), 1151 nucleotides. RefSeq names its product 1-acyl-sn-glycerol-3-phosphate acyltransferase alpha-like. Gene Ontology annotation, molecular function: 1-acylglycerol-3-phosphate O-acyltransferase activity. NCBI's taxonomy places the organism in Eukaryota, Metazoa, Echinodermata, Asteroidea, Valvatida, Asterinidae. The transcript has 6 exons. The coding region runs from base 192 to 1013 and encodes 273 amino acids. Gene Ontology annotation, cellular component: endoplasmic reticulum; membrane. Gene Ontology annotation, biological process: phosphatidic acid biosynthetic process. The record is from RefSeq and is a predicted model, not a curated record.